AUGCCCACUGUCACGAGAGCGGAACUCAAAGAGGUGCUUGGGAUAGCAGAGGGGGAGUGCAUUGAUCAGUUCAGAAGCCGCUGUGAUGAAGCAGUGUCUCGAUAUCUCGACAUUACAAUCACAGGAUAUCAGCAACGAGAGCGGGUGGAGCGUGUUGUGGCGAAAAUUGGUGCGCAGAACCCAGAUCUGGUUGAUCUGAACCUACCUGCACACGAGCACAUACUAAAGAAACUUGUGCUUGAUCGCCAUGCAAAGCAGCGUGAAAAAAGAGGCCUGACUUGCUCGCGCUCUAAAGCACAUACUCGUCGGGGUGCCAACAGAAGCAAACGUCCCAAUGCAGUCACCAGCGCCCGAAGGUUAGACACCCGUCCAGCCCGCGACCAUCCAUGCAGUGAAGUUGAAGAAGCAUCACCUCCAACGCCGGCCGAAUCUCGAUCACAGUCGCCCGAAGUACCCACCUCUUCCAUGGUUACCCAAGAGGCCAGAUCAACCAGAUUGCCGCGCGCCUCUAGGCACCCAGGUUCACAGACAUCCCCUGCUACCUCGCACGAUUCCGUGCCCACACACAGGGAGUCCUCUUCAACAGAGAGAGAUCACAGCGUUCUUCAAUUUCUGGACACGGUUGUGCCGUCUCUACGCUGGCUCGCACAAUCGUUUAUUGCCUUCGGUUUUCAUGACGAGGAAACAAUAAUUGGAGUGGCCCAACAGCCUCGAGACACGGUCGUCAGGAUUAUCGAGGACUUCCAAAAGCGCUACAACGGAGACCCCGAAAACGAUACGAAGAUUACGCCUUUGCAAGCCGUCAUGCUCGUCGAAGCCUUCAAAUUCUAUAGGGAUAAGGGUCGAGGGUAG
Molecule: messenger RNA, 852 nt
Organism: Coprinopsis cinerea okayama7#130
Lineage: Eukaryota; Fungi; Basidiomycota; Agaricomycetes; Agaricales; Psathyrellaceae
Exons: 5
Coding region: 1-852 (283 amino acids)
Source: RefSeq, a predicted model, not a curated record